UAUGAUUGGUGCCUCAGCGGAUCUGAUCAAGGGUCGAGUAUAAAGUGGUAGCGUCCCGGAGCGCGGCUUGACUCCGUGUGGUGAUGUUAACUGUGGUGAUCGUGGCGGCCCUAGCGGCUGUCACAACGGCGAACAGUGCUAGUGACACCUAUCCUCCUCAGGUGAUAACAAGGUCGAGGAUCAGCCAGCAGUGUGCAGGUUAUUGUAAAGAUAGCAGUAAGUUUAGUCUACGACCUGAUUCGACAUAUGUGUACAGCUAUGAAGGAACAACAACAUCAGGUGUACAUGGUGCAAGUAAUGAAACAUCAAUUAUCAAGGUCACAGCUAAGGCUCAUAUACAGGUGACAGCGAGUCCAUGCGAGCUGAUACUUCAGAUUCAUGAAGCCAGUUUACUGGAUUCCGGAAUGACGGAACUGCAAAGUGCCGACCGACAAAGGGAGUUCGCCAAGGUACUAGAGGCCAAUCCCCUGAGGUUUAGUUAUCAGGAUGGGCGGGUGGAGCAGUUGUGUCCUGCUGCAGAGGAAGCAGUGUGGGCUCUCAACCUCAAGCGAGGCCUUUUGUCUGCCUUCCAGAAUUCCAUGGCUGACUUGUCCAGGGAUGCUCAUCUGUAUGAGAGAGACGUGAGUGGGUCAUGUGAAACAACAUACUCUGUGAAGUCAUCGAUGUGGAGUGAUAUAAAGGUCCUAAAGAAUAAAGAUCUCCAGUCCUGCUCUGGAAGGGGCCAUCAGACCCUGGGGCUUCUGAGCACCUUCUCCACCAAGGCCAAGUCUGUUCCGAUAAUUAAAAGUGAGCAAUUCUGUGAGCAGACCAUCAAGUCAGAUGAUGGCACGUAUUUGAGCAACUCUUGGUGUCAAGAGACACACAUAUUCGCUCCGUUCUCCAAUGGCCAAUCGGGAAUCAGAACAACUGCGGAGCUCUCACUGUCACUUGACAAUAUUGUACAGUCAACUGAACCUAUUCUCACUGACCUGUUUGUAAACAAGCGGACAGACCUGCAAAUUUGA
Messenger RNA from Homalodisca vitripennis (glassy-winged sharpshooter), 1004 nucleotides. Its product is annotated as vitellogenin-like. Lineage: Eukaryota; Metazoa; Arthropoda; Insecta; Hemiptera; Cicadellidae. The transcript has 7 exons. Gene Ontology annotation, molecular function: lipid carrier activity. The record is from RefSeq and is a predicted model, not a curated record. The coding region runs from base 84 to 1004 and encodes 306 amino acids. Gene Ontology annotation, biological process: lipid transport.